Monosiga brevicollis MX1 is the source of this 4227-nucleotide messenger RNA. RefSeq lists its product as uncharacterized. NCBI's taxonomy places the organism in Eukaryota, Choanoflagellata, Craspedida, Salpingoecidae. Gene Ontology annotation, biological process: receptor-mediated endocytosis; intracellular protein transport. Gene Ontology annotation, molecular function: cargo adaptor activity. The transcript has 12 exons. The record is from RefSeq and is a predicted model, not a curated record. The coding region runs from base 1 to 4047 and encodes 1348 amino acids. Gene Ontology annotation, cellular component: AP-4 adaptor complex; membrane coat.
AUGCAUCCCUACUCCCAAACACCGCCAUCGCAAGUCACCAAUAAGCCGGCUUCCUACCACCACCAAAACAAGUUUUCCAAGAGAGAGAGAGAGAGAGAGAGAGAGAGAGAGAGAGAGAGAGAGAGAGAGAGAGAGAGAGAGAGAGAGAGAGAGAGAAGGAGAGAGAGAGAGAGAGAGAGAAGGAGAGAGACACGAGGGCGCCAGCAUUCCAACAUGGCGGGCAAGGGAGCCAAGCUGCCAAGCUUCAUUGCGAGCCACCUGGCGGGCGCCAGUGUGCCGCCGGGUGCUUCGCGCGAGUUUGUCAACCUGAUCAAGGCCAUUGGCGAAGCCGGCACCAACCAUGAGGAAGGCCGCAUCAUCCAGCGCGAGGUGAAAAACCUCGAGACCAAGCUCCGCGAACCCAACAUCUCCAAGCGGCAAAUGCGCGAGUACUUAAUCCGCCUGAUGUACUGUGAGAUGCUGGGCCAUGAAGUGUCUUUCGGCUACAUUCACGCCGUCAAGUUUACCCAGCAUACCUCCCUCUUGGACAAGCGCGCCGGCUACCUGGCCGUCUCUACCCUCCUUCACAAAGACCACGAGCUCAUCCUCUUGUUGGUCAACGCCAUUCAACGAGACCUGCAGUCGAGCAACGUUGUGGAAGUCUGCACCGCGCUCACGGCCGUGUGCCGACUGAUUGGCGAGGAAAUGAUUCCGGCCGUGCUCUCGCAUGUUGAAGCCAAGCUUGGCCAUCCUCGUGAAAUUGUGCGCAAAAAAGCCGUUCUGUGCCUGCACCGCUUCUACCAGCAAUCACCACACUCGAUCGACCACCUUCGUGAUCGCUUGCGCCGAGCCCUCUGCGACCAGGAUCCGGGUGUCAUGGCAGCGUCGUUGAACCUGUUUUACGACAUGUCCAUUGUUGAUCCGGGCCAGUUCAAGGACUUGACCCCGUCCUUUGUCAGCAUUCUGAAACAAAUCAUCGACCAUCGCCUGCCCCGCGAGUUUGAUUACCACAAGGUUCCUGCGCCAUGGAUCCAAAUCAAGCUGCUCAAGAUCCUCGCCCUCCUUGGCGCCGACGACCAAAGCGUGAGCGAAUCAAUCUAUGAGGUGCUUCGAGACACCAUGCGCCGUGCCGACAUCCAGUCCACGGUUGCCUACGCCAUCAUGUACGAGUGCGUCUUGACUUGUGCCAAGAUCUACCCUAGCACGCAGCUCAUUGAAAUGGCUGCCGGCAACGUGGGCCGUUUCCUCCGCUCUGGUAACAAUAAUCUCAAGUACCUUGGCAUCACUGCGUUGGCAGCCAUCGUUUCCGUCAACCCCGUGCACGCAGCUGACUACAAAACCCUGGUGAUUGACUGCCUGGACGAUCCUGAUGAGACUCUGAAGAGGAAGACGCUUGACCUUCUUUGCAAGAUGACCAACCCAGCCAAUGUCAAAGUGAUCGUGGAGAAGCUGGUCGGGUAUCUCAAGUCAACCGUUGACAUGUAUUUGCGCAAGGACCUGACGCCUCGCAUCCUCCAGUUGGCGGAUCGUUUUGCCCCUGAUCAUUUGUGGUAUUUGGAAACCAUGAACUCACUUUUCCGCACAGCCGGCGAUCUCGUCUCGGCCAAAACCGCCAACAAUCUCAUGCAGCUUAUUGCAGAAGGUGAUGAUGAUGAUGAGGCCGACGAAGAGUUACGCUCCUAUGCGGCCAGUUGCUACAUUGACCUGCUCGAGGUGCCAAACCUACCGGAUGUCCUCAUCCAGACCAUGGCGUGGGUGAUUGGCGAGUACUCCUACUUGGCCACGGACUACGACCAGGAAGUGGUUCUCGAGCUGAUGGGCGAGCUUUUGGAUCGCACCUACGCCUCUGACUCGGAGACCAAGGGUUGGAUUGUAUCCGGCAUUGCCAAGCUCAUUGCUCAAACAGGCCUCUUCCCGGCCGUCAUUCGCAAUCGCCUCAAUGCCUUGGCCGCCGCCAGCACGUCCUCGGUUGAUUUGCAGACGCGCUGCGUUCAAGCCCUGGCCCUCGUUCAGAAUGGCGCCCUCAUGCAAAGCAUCUACCCUACAGAUGCCAGUUGCGAAGAUCUGGAGGUCGAUCCUGAGCUAAACUUUCUCAACGGUUUGGUUCAAAUGGCAUUGUCCCAAGGUGCUGCGCCGUACAAACCACCCGAGGCCCGGCCAGCGCCUGCACCCGUUCCUGAGCCAGAGACGUCGCGGCUGCAAUCUGCGUUCCGUUUUGAGGCCUACGAAACCCCGAGUGAGCCGCCACCACCCUCGCUCACAAACCAAGACGAGGGCCUCUUUGCAGGCAUUGGAGCAACCUCGGGCAUGGGUGGCGGCAGCUCCACCCACCUGGCUUCAGGUGCCGGCUCCGCUCAGCCCUCGGGCGCCAACUCCCCUGCGACCGCCCGCCGCCUCGAUGGCAAGAAGCUCAAUCCUGCCAAGCCGGCCAAUGAGCUUCAGGUUUCGGGUGGACCUUGGUCGCGUGGUGGCUUUAAGCUGAAAAAGAAAGCUGCUGAGGAAGAACCUACGCCUGCCGCUGCCGCUGCCGCGCCUGCAGCAGAGUCCAACGCAGGUGAAGCCGACCUGUUGGGUACUGGCAGCGAUGCUGGCUUCGGUGCUACCACCACCUCCGAAGAAGCCGCGGCUGCUCCCGCGCCGCGAGAACCAGAACCAGAACCAGAGCCGUACGUGCCGCCGGUCCGCAGUGAGAAGGCCAAACUUGCCGAUGAGCUCUUUGCCGUGGGUCAAGAGUCUGCUGGUGGAGCUGGUCGGGCGUCCAAGCGUCAAUCACGAGCCCGCAAAGGACGUGCUUACAAGAAUAAAACCGGCGGAGAUGAUCAAGGACCGGAUCUGCUGGGUGACAGCAGCGUCGCUCCCCCAUCCUCCAGCGCCGACCUUUUGUCCCUGGAUUUGGGCAUGGGCUCGGGCACGGCUGCUUCUGCUUCAUCUUAUACAGCUCCUGCUAAUACGGGUGGAAGUCUCCUGGAUGAUUUUGCUGGCCUGGGUCUGAGCUCUAGCACGGAUCAGGCAGUACCUCCCCCACCCUCAUACGACUAUGCGGCAAGCCUUUUGGCGGGUGGUAACACCAGUGGCACAAACAACACCAACGGCCUCGGUGUCGGUGGUGGCACGGAUUUUGACCUGUUGUCACCUCCACAGUCUGCCGCUUCGGCGGCCACCUCAGGGGGCAUCGACUCGCUGCUUGACUUUGGAGGUCCUUCGACCGGUGGUGGUGAUUUGCUCAUGCCCACGCAGUCGUCCACGACCACAGCGAGCGAUGGUUUGGGCAACACGGCUGCAGCCAGCAGCACCAGCCCGUUCGCUGGCUUGGGCAUUGGAGACACGGUCUCAACUGGAACAGGUGGCACUGGUGCGGACAUGUCCGUCCCGGCGGAGCUGCAAGGUUUUGCCCACGAAGACCAUCCGACACGUUUGAACGGCGAUGCAACCGUGGCGGUGUUGGCACGCAAGGUUUGGCGUCCGGACGCGUUGGACGUGGUCCUCUACGUGCAAAACCGCACGGGCACCGCGCUGACUAGCGUGAUGACGCGCGUGGAUCCAUCGGGUGGCUUGCAGCGAUGUGAUAGCAAUGCACAUGAGAACCGGUUUUCUAACCGUAUUGGAGGCAACGAUGUGCAGCGCUACAUCCUGAGCUUUAGCACGCCAACCGUGAAGAGUGGCAUGGCGCUCAAGGGUCAAUGCAGCUAUACGGAAGGCGGCAAGACGCACAACGUUCACUUUACUCUUGGCAUCAAGGCCAACGAUGUGCUGCGUCCGUUGACCAUCAGCACGGAUCGUUUUGGUCAGCUGUGGCAAGCCACCUCUUCGCAGCGCGCGCUCAAGCUGCAGUCGCGACAGGUGUCUUCCGUCGCGGCCCUGCAGCAGGUGUGCGAAGCUUCCCAUUUUCACUGCGUCCAGGUGAUCGGCACUGAAGUCAUCUUUGCGGCCCAGGUACUCAACCACGAACAGCAGCCAUGCCUAUUGCACACCAAGCUCAACGCACCAGUUAUCGAGGUGCAGGUGCACGCGCACGCUACGCCAUACGCCGAAAGCGUGCUCAAGCUGUUGGAAGACAAUUUGUCGUAAACCUUGACAACCCGCCAAGUGCCACUGCAUGGUUAUAAAGAAUUUUCUCUUGCAAAGUGCUGCUCUUGAAACCAUUCAAUUGGCUGAACGAUGCCUUCUGAAUGUUUUGAGAGCAAAAGCCUCGCAUUGUCUCCUCUUCUCUUCCGUUCGCAGGACAUACCCCCAAUUGAGUAGUGGCGG